AUGGAAAAAUCCUCAUCAAGAAUGAUAGAAAUCACUGUAAUUUCCGGCGAAGACCUGCGCGUAAACCGGAGGCAACUAGUGAAGAAAAACGCUUUUGUGAUCGUUCAAACCGGUUCAUCAAGAACGACAAAAAUGGAUAAAGAUGGUGGAAGCUACCCAAUAUGGAAUGAAAAGCUUGUUAUGGAAUUACCCAUGCAUGCACGUUUUAUUAAUGUGGAAGUUCAAUGUAAGGCCUUGUCCGGUGGAAAUAAACUCAUCGGAACUGCGAGAAUUCCGGUUUCGGAUUUUUCUGGAGGGUAUCUUCCGGAGAAUUAUCUGAGCUUUUUAAGUUAUAGGUUGAGGGAUAGGAAUGGGGAGAGGAACGGAAUUAUUAAUCUUUCUGUGAAGGUGAUAGGGCCGGAAAAUAAGAGCCGGGUCGCCAGUUGUCCGAGGCCGAGGACGGAGGUUCCGGUGGAUAACAAGGUUUCCGGUGGAAUCGUGGUGGGUAUUCCAGUGCCAUAUACCAUCCUCCACCGUGUUCAACCACCACCGACCCCGUUCAGUUCCUCCAAUAUUUUACCAUUACAAAACAGGGAAAAUCUACGCAAAACCUCACAUGCAUCAAAUACACUACAAGAAGCGAAAGAUGGACUUAAAAGAAGAAAAGGAACUAUAUGUGGAAGUAUGGAUGAUGACAUCCACCAGUCAGAGAUGUGA
Molecule: messenger RNA, 696 nt
Organism: Olea europaea var. sylvestris
Lineage: Eukaryota; Viridiplantae; Streptophyta; Magnoliopsida; Lamiales; Oleaceae
Product: BON1-associated protein 2-like
Exons: 5
Coding region: 1-696 (231 amino acids)
Biological process (GO): defense response
Source: RefSeq, a predicted model, not a curated record